GCAAUGAAGCAAGAACUCCACCUACCAUAUUUCCUUUCUUUUUAGCCUCUUUUUUUCUCUUCAUAAUCACUCACUCCACCCCAUUUUCCUCUUUCUCUCCUCACACUAGGAGUGAUACAGAAGAAAAAAAACAGACAACAAGAACACACACACACCCAUUUAUAUAUAUACAUAUACAUACAUAUACAUACAUAGAAAUUUAUACACAGUUCUCAGUGAACAGUGAUGGAAAUGGAGGUGUAGAGGGGUUCUUGUCUUGUUUUCUUUGAGGGUUUUUGGGCCCUUUUCGUCUGUCUUGAGAGUUGUGCCGCAGGAAAACAAGAAAGAAAUUCUGCCUAAAGAUUUGUUUUUUUUGGGCGGGAAGUGUUGCUGUGUGUGGAGUGUUUUAUGCAGAGGAAAAGUUGAAUUCUUGUGGAGGGAGACUGAUUUUUAAGGAUUUUUUAAGGUUUCUCCAUAUUGGGUUCUCAAAUCUUUGCUUAGGAAACACACAAAAGCUUCAAGGGAAAAAAGAAAAAAAAUGGGGCCAAAUUUCAUGGAUGAGAUUGACUGUGGAAACUUUUUUGAUCAAAUUGAUGACUUGAUUGAGUUUCCCCCGGAGAAUGAGUCUGGUGGCGGCGGCGGCAAUUUAGUUAGCUCUGUCGACUCCAAGGCUUUUUCUAGCAUGUGGAAUGAUGCAUUGCCGGAAUCCGACCCAUUUUUCUCUGGCAGCCAUGGCAACUCCUCGUCUGACCUAUCAGCCGAGCUUUCUGUUCCGUACGAGGAUAUAGUGCAACUCGAAUGGCUUUCGACUUUUAUGGAGGAUUCGUUUUCGGGGCAGGGGAUGACUGUUGGAAAAGAGAACUUGUGCCCGGAGAUGGAGCCGUCAGACAACCAAUUCCAAACGUCCAGCCCCAUUUCCGUUCUAGAGAGCAGCAGCAGCAGCAGCACUAGUUCGUCCUCGGAGGCAAAGGCGAUGCCGCUCAGCCCCAGUCACCGCGGGCCACAACGUGCACGAAGCAAGCGCCCCCGUCCGGCAACUUUUAAUCCGAGAGCUGCCAUUCAACUAAUCUCCCCUACAUCGUCCUUCAUAGAGACCCCACAGCCAUUCGUCGCUCCUGGAUUAUCUUCAGAGUCCGAGAACUUUGCCGAAUCGACAACGAUGAAGAAAUCCCCAAAACCGGCUGGACUUGAGCCAAAGAAGAAAAAGAAAAUUAAGAUAGCUUCGCCCGUUGAUGCGGAGGACGCUCAUCAGAACCCUCCAGCACAAGCUGUACGCAAAUGCAUGCAUUGCGAGAUAACAAAGACGCCUCAAUGGAGGGCCGGCCCAAUGGGGCCAAAAACACUAUGCAAUGCUUGUGGCGUCCGCUACAAGUCCGGCCGCUUGUUCCCGGAGUACCGUCCGGCUGCAAGCCCGACAUUCGUUCCCUCUUUGCACUCAAACUCCCACAAGAAAGUUCUCGAGAUGAGAGGCAAGGUCGGGCCGGGGACUGCAACCACUACUCCAACGACCACGAAGCCCGAGGUCAUUCCGAACAUGUGAUGUCGCAAACGAAGAGGAUCAAUAAUGGGUUUUCAGUGCGUUUCACCAUAGCGUGUCGUCUGUAUUUUCUUGCAGGUUCUUCGAUUUCUUGGUUCGUUGGUUCUUUGUACAGUACUGUAAUGGGAGGGGAUAGGAGCUAUAGACGAUGGAUAAUUUAGCAAAAUAGAGAGACGGAAUGAGAAGAGAGAGAGAGGGAGAGAGAGAGAGAGUGUAGGAAGGGUUAGAGGUGCAAGGUUAGGAGUAGGAGGUGGAGCUGAGGUUUGAAUCUUGAUGUUAGGGUCCUUAAAGAUUUAUUAUAUAGGUUUCGAGUGGUUUAAGGUGUCUUGUUCUUAGUACUUCUUCUUGUCAUCCCAUAUUCUUUUUGCAGUUCCAUUUCUUGUAGGGAUUUUCAAA
Molecule: messenger RNA, 1912 nt
Organism: Sesamum indicum (sesame)
Lineage: Eukaryota; Viridiplantae; Streptophyta; Magnoliopsida; Lamiales; Pedaliaceae
Product: GATA transcription factor 8
Biological process (GO): cell differentiation; positive regulation of DNA-templated transcription
Cellular component (GO): nucleus
Molecular function (GO): sequence-specific DNA binding; zinc ion binding
Source: RefSeq, a predicted model, not a curated record